AUGAGGGGCGGCAUCGGCGUGGAGAACUUGCAAGGAAGUGGCCUCAUCGCUGGCGAGACGAGCCGAGCCUACCAGGAGACUUUCACGCUUUCCUACAUCACGGGGCGCUCCGUGGGUAUUGGUGCCUAUCUCAACCGUCUGGGUCAGCGAAACAUCCAAAUGGUUAGCAGCCCAAUGAUCUUGACGGGCUACGCUGCCUUGAACAAACUCUUGGGCAAGAACGUCUACUCCUCGCAGGAUCAGCUUGGUGGGCCGCAGAUCAUGGUGCCGAACGGUGUGACGCAUCAGGUUGUGCGGGACGAUCAGGAGGGCAUGGCCGCGAUCUUGGACUGGCUGUCUUACGUUCCCAAGGACAUCUCUUGCUUACCACCAGUGUGUCAGCCUUCCGGAAACGACCCCUGGGACCGAGACGUCGAGUUUGAGCCGACUCCGCUUCCGUAUGACCCGCGCGACUUUCUGCGGGGCAUCAUCGACCAUGAGGGUGGCCGAAAGCGCGGCUUCUUUGAUGCAGGCUCUUGGAUCGAAUACCUGGAGGCCCGGUGA
Messenger RNA from Symbiodinium pilosum, 543 nucleotides. The record is from the annotation of a GenBank genome assembly. NCBI's taxonomy places the organism in Eukaryota, Dinophyceae, Suessiales, Symbiodiniaceae.